This is a messenger RNA of Aspergillus calidoustus, 3405 nucleotides long. The record is from the annotation of a GenBank genome assembly. NCBI's taxonomy places the organism in Eukaryota, Fungi, Ascomycota, Eurotiomycetes, Eurotiales, Aspergillaceae.
AUGGCUCUCUGGAAGCCCGGGCCUCGCGCUGCCGAGUCUUUUACGCUCCGGAUUUUGCCCCUCGGAGCCUCGAUCACCGAGGGCUAUCUGUCUAGUGACGGCACUGGAUAUCGAAAGCUCCUCCGUGCUCAGCUACGACAUGCUGGCUGGAAGGUCAACAUGGUCGGCAGCAUGGCACAUGGGCAUAUGAGUGAUAAGAACCACGAAGGCCACCGUGGCUACAUAAUUGACGAAGUAGCCAACGAGGCCAGGAAAAGCGUGGGAUCAAGGCCAAACGUCAUCUUGAUCAAUGCGGGUACGAAUGAUGCCACUCGCAACAUUAAUAUCGAUACUGCGGAGCAGCGGAUGGACGCCCUACUAGAUUACCUAUAUUCAUCCAUCCCCGGCACAACAAUCAUCCUAUCGAGUCUGCUCCCCAACACAGGAGCACCAGCUCGUGUGAGCCGAAUCAACCACCAGUACUACAAGAUAUACAUCCGCCGCCGAGAUGCAGGCCAGAAGAUUGUCCUCGCGGACAUGGCAAACACCCUGCAGGUUACCGAUCUACAAGACGAUACCCACCCCACUGACGCCGGGUACCGCAAGAUGGCCACAGUCUGGUGGAAUGCCAUCCAGACGGCACACGAGCGCGGGUUUCUCUCCGCUCCGGACGACCCAGAGAUUGAUGAGAAGGCGGCCUCGAACUGUGAGAAGGAGUAUGGGAGCGGACAGGACCACUAUGCGCAGACGCAAAGGGGCAGUGGCGCGGACGACGGCGAGUAUCAGCACUCGGCAGAGAAUAUGGGACGCAUACUAAAGAUCACGACCGUCGGGGAUAUCCAUGGGGAACUGAACUUUGCACAGCUGGUGAAUGUCUGGAAUGCGCCGCGGGAGGGGGCUCUGGAUGACCUCGUCUGGUCGCGAGAGGGCCUUGGGACAUUCAUGUUCGCGAACAAGAACGAUGGUAACUUUGACAGCCUUAUUGAGAUUGAUGUCAAGGACGGCUGCAAGCCCCAAGGUGUUCGCUGGGGCGACGUGAAUGGCAAUGGCUUGGAUGAUUUCAUCUGCAUCGGGCCCGAGGGCGCUAUGUACGUGUCAAUCAACCGCGGCUCGAUUGAUGGAAUUCCAAUGUUCGAAUAUAUUGGUCUCGUACGGGCUGCCCCCGGGGGUGACAUGGCGCAGAUCAACGUUAAACUGGGCGAUAUCGACGAUGAUGGUCGCAUUGACUAUUGCUUGAUUGCCGGAAAUGGAGACAUACGCUGCUGGCGUAACGGUGGCCAGGGCGAGGCCCCGACUUCUGAGUAUGGCGGCUACUGGCAGGACCUGGGUGUUGUAUUCACGGGUAAGGGUAUGGGUGAUAUCACUGGGGUUAGGUUCGUGGAUAUUAAUGGGGACUUUCGGAGCGAUUGGCUAUGGCUUGAUAAUACUGGAAAGGUGACCACCUAUAUUAAUAACCGGGGCACGGGUAAAGGCACUCUUAUCCCAGAUUGGGUCUCUGUUGGUACAACUCAUGCAGGAAUUGGUGUGGAAGGUGCCAAAGCUCGCAUUAAGUUCGGAAAUAUCUAUCCGGGCAACCGCAAUGGGGCAGACUAUGUCUACAUCGAGUCAGACCAGCGGGGACCCAGCACGGGAGGGGCGCCGGUCUACGACCACCACCUCCAUGUCUGGAGAAACACUGGUAGUGGAGGCACGCAGCUUAAGGGCGACGGGGUCUUCUACUGCGACAUGCGGGGCACAGGGGCAGAUGACUAUGUGUGGGUUUCUUCCGCGGGCGAGGGAUAUCUGUACGGUAAUAUCCACAGCCCCCCAAGGUGGGAUCCUGAGGGACCCAAGAUUUUCGAAGCAGGAGUGGACCGAAAGGCGAUACGUCUCGCAGAUUUUGACGGGGAUGGGAAGUGCGACUUGUGGCUGGUUGACCGCAUGACUGGUGCUGCAGAAGUAUGGAUUAACAAGUGGGAUACAGGAUCAGGCCGCAUGUCCUGGGACAAACGCGGCGUGGUCACUGGAAAUGCAAGGUGUACUGAGGGCUGGGGUGUCGGUCUGUACGAUUUGGGUCUUCGGUUCCACGACAUUAAUGGUGAUGGGCGUGCAGAUUAUCUCUGCAUGGAGCCGAACGGCCGCACAACAGGAGCUCUGAAUCUUGGAGAGAAUAACUUCAAGGAUAUGGGCCAGGUUAAGCGCUCGGAAGGGUAUGAUCGGGCUACGCUUACCAGAUCAUCGGUGGGCGGAUGUAAACGGCAAGUCACUCACUGGGUUUCGCCCGUCGUACCGUCUGAUGAUUCUGUAGGCGACAAGCUUGUUGACUUUUUGUGGGUCGAUAAGUUCAAUGGCGACACCUGGGUUUGGAGGAACGAGGGUCAAAUGCCAGAAGGCGAGCUAGUCAGUGGCUCGACAUUUCGAUGGACAAAGCUAGAGGGCCCUCGGUAUCAGGGUGCUGACCGUGGGGCCAACAUGCACUUCCCCAAUCUCGGUGGGCUGGGCCGGGCCGACUUCCACCAAGUGAUUCCGCGUACAAACGUGGCCUACACCUGGUUCAAUGUUUGCCCUGGAGGCGGCACAGGCCCAGCGCAGGACGACCAAGACCCGUCAGUGGAUCCCCAGUUGCCCACGGAUCUCGCGCCGCGGCGAUGGCCGACCCCUCAUAACUAUAUCUCCUUCGGCGAUUCGUACUCCGCUGGCAUUGGAGCCAACUGUGGGUGGAUCUAUGACAAAUUCGACCAGUCCGGUUCGUGUCGUCGUUGCGAGGGUUCCUACCCAUGGCAGCUUCUCACCGCCGGCCUAGAACUGCAGGGCGUGGAGUUGAACUUUGUGUCCUGUUCGGGCGCCGAGACUGUUGACCUGUACGAGCCUCGCGAGAGACGCGCUCAACUUCUCUGGAUCUAUGAGGACCAUUAUUAUAUCCAGAGUGGCUGGGGCACCUUGUCAAUUGGCGGGAACGACCUGGGCUUCUCCACCAUCGCAACCUGGUGCCUGUUCGUGUACGUCUCAAAUUCCUGGUGCCAGGACGCGAUCCGGAACGCGGAGACAAAGCUUGAGUCGCCAGAGUUUCACGACACCCUGAAAAGGGUCUACCAGGAUAUUCUCCUGGAUGCCAUGGGCGAAAGGGAGUGGAACGGUCAGAAAGGGUUCCUCCUUAUGGUCACCGGUUACAUGCAAUUCUUCUACGACAAAGACGACGGCUGUGACCAUACCUACUUCCUAACCGGCACCUAUCUAACCCAGGCCCUCCGGCAACGCUUGAACGCCAUGGUCAUCAAACUGAACGAGGUUAUCCAAAGCGCCAUCCGCGCCGCGAAUGACUGGGGAGGAGGCCCCUACAACAUUGUCUAUUUCGACGGAGACCGCUUAUUCGAGGGCCAUCGCUUCUGUGAGCCUGGCCGGGAUUACCGUGACAGCUGGUUUCUGCUCCCCAACCGCGAGGAUUAG